Molecule: messenger RNA, 1089 nt
Organism: Dimorphilus gyrociliatus
Lineage: Eukaryota; Metazoa; Annelida; Polychaeta; Dinophilidae
Source: the annotation of a GenBank genome assembly
AGUUUCAUUUGAUCAAUACACAUCUUCAGGCCUACGACUUACGAGGGAUUCCUACAGAGUGAAUGCCAAGCAGGAAAAACUCGCAUAUUCUAGCGAUUCGUUUCGAAAAUCAUUGAUUCAACACCUAGGAGACGCUUAUUGAUCAACGUAACAUUUGAUUAAAAUAUUGAGCUCCCGACGAGGCUUCAUUAACAAGAAACUAUGGGAUCAAGUACUUCAAGAGAAGAUUCUGACGAGUUAGGCCUAGAAGAGAGCUUUGUUCACGAUCUGAAAGAAAACACUCAUUUUAAAUCGAAAGAAAUUAGAGAGUGGCAUGAGAAAUUUAAAAAAGAUUUCCCAUCCGGACAUAUAAGGAGGCACGAAUUUCGCAAAAUGUAUUCAGAACUUACGGCAAAGGACAGCAACGAAUUAGCGGACUACGUCUUUGAUGCAUAUGAUCAAGACAGAAACGGACGCAUAGAUUUCAAGGAAUUUAUGACUACCUUGAGUGUGACGUGUCGCGGAAGCACUGAGGAACGACUAUAUUGGGUAUUCGAUAUGUAUGACAUAGACGGAACGGGUGCACUGACAAGAGAUGAGGUAAUUAAGGUACUUAAGGCAGUUUUUCGAAUGAAAGGGAAAGAAGCAGCUGAAGAAAAAGCGUGUGUUCAAGCCGAUUCAAUUUUUCAAAAAUUAGACAAAGAUAAAGAUGGUUUAAUAAGUAAAGAUGAAUUUUGCAAUGUAGCAUCAAAAGAAGUAGAUGUUUCGAAGAUUUUCAACAUUGCUAGCUAAAAUGUAAAAAAACGAUAAUAACAAUAACAAGGCGAAAUUAGUCCAUUAAAUUUUUUCAUUUUGAAAUUACGUGCUACAUACUUAUGUAUUAUUACUUUUGCUGAAAUCAUCCAUACUUUAGACAUACCGAUUACCUCUUCGAAAAUAACUAAAUCAUUAAUAUUCAAUAUCUAAGAAUGAUUGAAGCAGAGUAAAAGGUUUGACUUUUGUCUUUCCCUGUGAUAUUAAAGUAAUCUGCAUAUUCAUUGCAAUGUGUCGUUACGUCAAAAAUAACCAUUUCUUAUAUAUAAAUAUAUAUAUAUACAGUAUAUAUAUUGU